Trichomonas vaginalis G3 is the source of this 3057-nucleotide messenger RNA. Its product is annotated as biological adhesion protein. Lineage: Eukaryota; Parabasalia; Trichomonadida; Trichomonadidae. The record is from RefSeq and is a predicted model, not a curated record. The transcript has a single exon. Bases 1 to 3057 code for a protein of 1018 amino acids.
AUGGAUUCAAGUUCUGAUUCUAACGAGGAAUCUAUCGAUUAUGCAGAUAUUCACGAUACCAAUAUGGCAAAUGUAAGACUAACCAAAGAUAAUGAACGACUUACAAAUUUAGUUAACUCUCUAAAGCACCAAAUUUCGGAAUCUUGCCAAUUUGUAGAGAGAAACGCAGAACUUGAAAGAAAUAAUCAAAAAAUACAAGCAGAACUACGAUCUACAAAGCUAGAAUUAGAUGAUUAUAAAAAUAGGCUUGAAAUCUCGAUGAAAACUAUCGAAGACCUGAAAAACAAACAGGCUAAAGAACAAUUAGCAAGAAAAGAAAUUCCAUCAUUUACUGUUAACAAUGACAGGGAGAAAGAUCUGCUAAAUCAAGAAAUCAAAGCAAUAAAAGAACAAAUAAAUAAAAAGAAUAACGAAGUACUAAAAGCCCAAACGGAAUUAAGUAGUCUUAACGCAUCUAUCAAUUCUCUACUGAAGGUUUCACAAACUGUUUUUAAUCAAGUGUUUGAAAAUCCUAAAAAAUUAAUGCAAUUCUUAAUAAACCAACAACAUAAUCAAACACCUGAGCCAUCACAAGAAUGCAUACAGCCAACAAUAUACUAUGACGAUAAACUUUUGGCAAAAAUAGAAAAACUUCAAAAUCGAAUUAAAAAUGAAAAACAUUAUUCAUUAGAAUUACAAACUCAGUUCGAUAAAAAGCGCGAAGAUUACGAAAAUAAGAUUUCAGAGCAGUUACAACAGAUCAACAAACUUAAUUCAGAAAAUCAAGAUUUACAUCAUCAAAUUUCACUAAAAGAUCUUGAUAUUUCUCAGCAGAAAACAUUAAUGAACAGUGAAAUCGACUCACUCAAACAAAAAAUCACUAUUUUGACCAAGAAAAACAAAGAACAAGAAGAAUCUUCAAUGAAAAACAAAAUUUUUGAAUUAUCUGGAACUCUUAAACAAGAAAACGCUGAUUUAAAGCGUCAAAUACAAGAUCUCAAGCAUGUAUCAGAUGAACGCGAUCGUCUUCAAAUCGAAAACAAGAAUCAAGCCAAAUUGUUGAUGGAUCAAAGGAAAUAUUUUGAUGAUCAGAAGGAAACAAUGAAAAAGAGAAUGGACAAAGUAACAGAUGAAUUAAAUAAUGUUAAAAAACAGAACGAACAACUCGAAAUGAAAUUAAAAUCAAUACAAUUCGAUAAAGAUUCUCAAGAUGAAUUAAACAUUGCUAAUAUUGCUAAAUUUAAGAGUCUUGAAUCAUCACUUGCGAUGGCUGAAAAUAUCAAACUUGAAUUACAAUCACAAAACCAAAAAUAUGCAAGAUCUAUCAAAUAUCUUGAAGAAAAUCUCGAAAACAUGAGAGCAGAGAACCAAAAACUCUUAAGACAUAGAGAUAGACUUGUUUCUGUUGUGGGAAAACAAAGUUUAUUGUUAAAUAACUUAGAAAAAUAUUCAUCUGAAUUAAAUUCAGAAAAUAGAUCAAUAAAAGACAAAAUUAUUGAAACAAAGACAAGAAUAAUACAAAAAGAAGCAGAAAAACCACAAGUUAUUGAUAUUCCUAUUACUGCUUGGUAUUCUCAAGAGUUUUCUAGAGAACUAUGUUCAGAAAUCAGUAAAAUUGUUAAUUCACCAAUAAACAAUGUACAAAAGAUGAAAAGUGUAAUGGAUAUGGUUGGAUCUGCUUAUAACAAGCAAAUACAAGAAAAAUCUAAACAGAUUCAACAAAUUACAGAACAAAAUGACACAAAUAAAAAGUUACUUGAAAAAGUUAUAACAACAUUAUCUGAUAUUCUUGAAAUGCCACAACUUUCUAUUUAUUAUAUAACUGCUGAUUUCGAAAAGGCUUUCUCAGAGAUUAAUAACUAUAUUGAGAAAAUUAGAUUCGCUUCAACACAAGCAGCAAACAGUAAAGCAGAAGUUGAAGAUGAAUUGGCAUCAAUUAUCGAAAAACUUGAUGUUAAAAAUAAAGAUGAUGCAAUUGAAAUGAUAAAUGAACUGUAUUUGCAUAUUAAAAAUCAAACAUCGGAAAUCAAAUCAUUCAAGAAACAGAUAAACCAACUGAAAAAGCUUAUCAAGGCAUGUAAUUCUCAAUCUGAUAUUAAAGAUUAUGAAAAUCAACAGAAAAUCAAAACUUUGACUGAAGAAAAUAACGAAAAAGAUAAUGAAAUAGUUAGUUUAUCAAGAAAACUGAAAGCAACAGAAAACUCAAUUAAAAUUUUAGAAAAACAUAUUGAAGAUGUCAGAAACAAAGCUAAAAACGAUGUUAAUAAUGCAAUUAAUAGUAAUACAAUGAAUUCGAAAUCAGAAUCAGAGAAAUGCCAAAAGAUUAUUUCUGAAAUUAAAGAAACAAAAGAUAAAUUGAAGGCGGAAAAUGAUGAUCUCAAACUUAGAAUCAAGUUCCUUGAAAAUGAAAUCACACAACUCAAGGGUUGCAUAAUAACUGUAGAAGGUGCAAGAAAGAAAUCUGACGAAGAAAUGUCAAAAUUAUUGAAUCAAUUUGAUAGCUAUGAUGCUAAGUUAAGAGCAGAAUUUGCAAAGGAAAAGGAAGAUCAGAAGCAAUUAUACGAGAAACACAUUGAAGAUCUCAAGAAAAGAAGUGCAGAACUUGCAAACUCUCACACCGUUCUAUCAAAUUCUCUUUGCGAAUGCAAUGACAAAAUUUCGGAACUUUCAAAGAAAGUUAUAUCAUAUGAUAAGCAAAUUGAUAACAUAAACUGUGAUAACAAACUCAAAAUCGAAGAAUUAAAUAGACAGCUUGAUGUUGCAAACGCAAAAAUUAAAUCAAUUUCUUUAUCUAAAGAUAUUGAAUAUCAAAAUAUCAUUGAUGAUAUCACUAAGCAAGCAAAAUUCGAAAAACAGAGCUUAAUGGACUCUUUUGUUUGUGAAUUGUGCCAGUUUAUUGAUCCACAUAUUCAAAUUACGCCAUCUAUAAUUAUUACUGCUGUCAAGAAAGCAAGUGAAGAAUUAAAGCGAUUAGAAAUGCAAGAAGAACGUUUGAGAUCAAUAUUAAGCUUAUCAAACAAGGAUUGUGUUGAGGAUUUCGUAUCGAAAUUAGUUAUUUCUCAAUAUAUGCGCAAAUAA